AUGGCCAACGGCGACCGCCUCGCCGGAGCACCGUCCCCGCCGCCCAUGCCGCCGCCGCUGCCCCCGUCACUAAGCAGGCCGUCGAAUCGGCCACCGUCGGAGAACCACCUGGCAAUCUCCGUGCCGCUGCUCUCGCUCGCCGGCUCCGCCGCCGAUGCAGACGCGCCGCUGGCGCGGUGGCUCCGGCGGCUCGAGGCGUUCCUCGCGGUGUCGGGCCUCUCUGCCUCGACCCCUCUCGGCGUGGCCUUCGCGGCGUCCGCGCUGGCGGUGGUGGGCGUAGCGCUGCCCGCGGUGGCCGUGAGCCUCUCCCCGUGCCGUAAGCACGAGCGGGUCUGCGACGACUUCGAGGUUGAGAUGUUCGAGGUGUGCGUCGCCUGCGUGUCGAGGAAGAUGGCCAUGUACGGCCUCCGCAAGUUCCUCUUCGUUGACCCGGAUCUUGGCAUGCGGAUCCGCUUCCAGAAGGAGUACGUCGUCAGGAUCCAGGACUUCUUCCGAACACUUAUGUGGUGGAUAUUGCCAUGCCUUGCUGUGAAGGUCACCCGAGAGAUGUUCCGCUUUUCCCACAUGUUCCAUCAGUCAAUUUGGAGGUCAUGCAUUGUGCUAUUUGCUUCCAUCAUGUCAUGGAUGUAUUUGACGACAAUUGUGUUGUCUUCCUGCAUGCUUUUCAACUUGGUUUGCAAUCUACAAGUUAUACACUUUGAUGAUUACGGCAAAGUUCUAGAGCAAGACGCGGAUCCUCUAGUCUAUCUGAAAGAGCACCUGCAACUCCGCCAUAAUCUCUCCAAAAUCAGUCACAGGUUCCGCAUGUUCCUUUUGCUGCUCUUCUUUUCUGUUACAGCAAGCCAGUUCGCCAUUCUUUACAAGACAACAGCAUACAACGGGCCAAUCAAUUUCACUAAUGGUGGUGAUAUAGCUGUAUCUUCAGUUGUUCAAGUUGUAGGCCUUGUCCUUUGUUUACACGGAGCUGCUAAAAUUUCUCACAGAGCUCAAAACAUUGCCGCAAUAGCUAGUCGAUGGCAUGCUUUAGCGACAUGCUCUAGUGAUUCUACAUAUGUAAGCACCCCGAAUGAUUCUGGGAACCUAGUGCCCUUUCCAGCACAUAUGUUUUUGAGAGAUUGCUCGGAAAGUGACUUGGAGUCUAUGGAAAGUGGCUCAAUGCAAGGCAAUUCUCAUAACACAGCUCAACUGGCAUCUUACAUGUCUUCAUACCACAAGAGAGAAUCGCUUGUGCUCUAUCUGCUAACCAACCCUGGGGGCAUCACGCUAUACGGUUGGAUUGUCGACCGGACAUUCCUCAACACGAUCCUGAUGCUCGAGCUAACCCUUGUGCUGUUCGUGCUCAGCAAGACCAUUGUGAUCCCAGCGAAAACGCUAGUCAACAGUUACAUGAGUUUCCCGUGA
Molecule: messenger RNA, 1401 nt
Organism: Triticum turgidum subsp. durum (durum wheat)
Lineage: Eukaryota; Viridiplantae; Streptophyta; Magnoliopsida; Poales; Poaceae
Source: the annotation of a GenBank genome assembly